Molecule: messenger RNA, 1332 nt
Organism: Eruca vesicaria subsp. sativa (arugula)
Lineage: Eukaryota; Viridiplantae; Streptophyta; Magnoliopsida; Brassicales; Brassicaceae
Source: the annotation of a GenBank genome assembly
AUGGCACCUAUCACAGAGCUCUCUAUCAGAGAUCAUGGUGAUGAUAAUGAUGAAGUAUGGAUCACGCACUAUUCAUCCAAUCAUCAGAUACUUCUCGUGGGCGAAGGAGAUUUCUCAUUCUCCUGCAGCUUAGCCACUCGCUUUGGCUCUGCUUCCAAUAUCGUCGCUUCCUCUCUCGACUCAAACGCAGAUGAUGUGGUUAGAAAGUAUAAGAAGGCAAGGUCAAACCUUGAAGCUUUGAAGAGACUUGGAGCUUCCCUUUUACAUGGAGUUGAUGCAACCAAACUCCAUCUACAUCCUCAUCUUAACUGCAGAAAAUUUGACCGUAUCAUCUUCAACUUCCCCCACGCCGGUUUCCACGGCAAAGAGACUGACUCAUCUCUUAUAAAGAAGCAUAGAGAACUGGUGUUUGGAUUUCUCCAUGGUGCAAGCCAUAUGGUCCGGGCUACUACUGGAGAAGUUCACGUCUCUCACAAGAACAAAGCACCUUUCUCUCACUGGAAGCUUGAGGAGCUCGCUAGCAAAUGCUCUCUUGCGUUGACACAGUGCGUGGUGUUCAAGAAGAGCCAGUACCCUGGUUACGAGAAUAAGAGAGGAGAUGGGUCUAGAUGUGACAUGCCUUUCCUUUUGGGAGAGUGUAGUACUUUCAAGUUCAGAGUCUCUCGCGUGGCUAAAGAGAUUUAUGCUGAGAAGGUGAAAGGGAGAGAGAUGAAGGAACGUGAAUCAAAGUGCUCCCAAGCACAAAAACAGUUACAAGUUGUUAGCCAAAGACCAGUACUUACAUUUGGACCUCUCAGCUAUAACCUUACGCAAGUGCCUGAUCCUUUGGUUCAAUCAAGACAAAGAGCAUUGCCAUUGAAUCCUCGUGAACAUAGAUGUUCUUCACAUAUUGAAGAUACUAUUGCUAACCAUGCCCGGUUUCAAGAAAAAUCAGUGCAGCUGGACCCGCUCAGAUACAUUGGAAGAAGCUCUCAUGACUUUCCUUUUCAAACUAGUCACCAUCCUCAAGAAGAAAGAUUCUUCCUUGAUUGCUCAAGCCGCUUUGGUGGAGUUCCGCUUGAUAUUCAUAUCAAGAGAAUGCAGAGUACGUUAACACAGACGAGCUUUCCUCAUCAGUACACUGGAGAAUCACAAGAAAGAUACCGUCAAGAACCAUUCUUCCAGCGCUCUAACCGUUUCAAUGGAUUUUCUCAUGCAAUUUAUAACGAGGAAGGACAAAACUCAAUGUUAACAAGUGCCAGCUUUCCUCAUCCAUACACUGGAGAAUCACAAGAAGGAAGCUUGACUAGACAAAGCAUGAACCUUAACCUUUACCCUCCACGGCUCUGGUAA